GUAAUUAAGCGGUUAGUUAGUUGAGCCAACUUCUGUUGAGUGCUGCCUUUUGCUGAUCGAUCAACCAAUCUCAGCCGGCAUUUGAGGAGCCUUAGAACGCCUGCAAAGUUAUUUUAUUGGAAGGAUAGCUAGCCGGCUCGUUUUUUUGCCGAUAUCGAAAGAACUACAUAGUAUCGGUUUGCAGUACAAGCACAAGGGUGCGUGAACUUGAUCUUGACAGUGACUUUCGGCGGCAAAGUCAGGCAGGCGCGCGCGUUACGCACGAGAGAAGAUCACCGUCUCGAUCAGGUGCGAGUGAUCAUAAGUGUUAAAAUAAGUACUUACGCGUACGCGUUGAUUGUUGUGUAACCAGAAGUGGAUUUCAUUGACCGGCGCUAGAAAGAAAUUGUCGUGGAAAAUGUAUCGAUCGUGUUUUGCCGCAUUGUUGCUGGUCUUGAACGUCGGAAUCGGGUUAGCUGAACUAGAACCGAUCCUCAGCGUGUGCAAACGAUCGGAUGACAAACUGGAGCAGUGCGUCAUCGAAGUGAUCGACCGGAUACGGCCAAAUCUAGCCAGUGGAAGCUAUGGUUCGGAAAAAACUCACCCAUCCCUGGAACCGGUGGUGUUCGAGCAAAUCGGCAUUCAGCGGGGUCCAUCGUUUUCUGCCAACUUCUCGAACCUGAAUAUCUUCGGAUCGAGCAAGUUUAUCAUCAAAAAGAUCAAGAUCGAUCCAGUAUCAAAGAGGAUUAAUUCAAGUGUCAUACUUCCUCAGCUGGAUGUCAACGGAAAAUAUGGCAUCAACAUGAACAUCCUCGUUUUGAGAAUAUCCGGAAAGGGUGAUAUCAAAUGUCAACUGAAUGACUCCAAGGCGAUCGUCCGGAUGGAGUACUACUUCGAGCGGGUCGGGGACCAGGAGCUGAUGCGCUUCAAACCGAUCGAGGUCAAGCUCAAGUUCGACAAGGCCUUCUUCCAGCUGACGAACCUCUUCAACGGCGAUCCCACGCUGGAGCGGGUUGGCAACGAAGCCAUCAACCAAAAUCCACAGGUUCUGCUCGAUGAGAUCAAGCCAACCUUCGAGGAAAACCUCUCGCGCAAGUUCACCGAGUUGGCGAACAGUUUGGUCAGGGACGCUACGCCGAACGACAUUUUCCCCGAGCUUUUGGAUAAAAAUUCCACUCCUAUACUGACGGCCUGUUCGCACAACGAUCCGGAGUUCGAGAAAUGUGUCUUCCGGGUGGUGGAAAAAAUUCGACCGGCCAUCAAUUCCGGCAAUUUUGGCGAGGGUCAACCGAAAUCGCCAUCGCUAGAACCGAUCUGGAUCGACCGGAUGGUCAUCGAUCGCGGAUCCGGCUUCAAGUGCAAGCUGACCAACGUUACGAUCCGAGGAGCCGGAGAUUUCGUUAUGCGCCGUGUGAAGGUUAAUACACAAGAAAGAACGAUCGAAGUAGGCGUUAAAUUACCAAACAUGGUCGCCAAGGGACAAUACACUUUGAACAUGCAGUUGUUGGUGCUGAGAAUUACUGGAAAGGGAGAUUUCGACCUGAUUAUGAAUAACACCCUGUGUAACAUGCGGUUGAAGUACGACGUGAGGCCCGGUUCCGGUGAUGAUGAUCCGCUGGCAGGAACGAUUCAGUUCAGACCGAUCGAUGUGAAGCUGCGCUUCGACAAGGGACGUUUCCAACUGCAAAAUCUGUUCGGAGGUGAUCCAGCUUUGGGUGAAGUUGGCAACCAGGCCAUCAAUCAGGAUCCACAUGUGCUGUUGGAUGAAGUGAAGCCGGCCUUCGAGCAGAGUUUGUCCAAGCUGUUCACGGACAUGGCAAAUGCCGCAUCUGCUGGUGCCACUGAGAAGGAUAUUUUGCCUGAUUAAGGUUUUUGGGAGGAGGCUAAUAUAUCGUUAACUAAUUGUGAUAAUAUGCGUGUGGUUGAACUUAGGAGUACAAAUUUUUGUAAUUAGAACCCACCAUGUAAUGGAAUAUUCAAAAUCGUGAUGUAUAUAGUGCCACAGAAAUUGACAAGUUGUAAAUUCUAAUAAUUUGUGUCUUAGUUGCUAUAGGUUCAAUUGCAAAUAAUAAAUAAGGGUAAUUGUAAAGCAUUUUCUUCAUUCAGUUA
This is a messenger RNA of Uranotaenia lowii, 2088 nucleotides long. RefSeq lists its product as uncharacterized. The record is from RefSeq and is a predicted model, not a curated record. The transcript is spliced from 8 exons. The coding region runs from base 398 to 1846 and encodes 482 amino acids. NCBI's taxonomy places the organism in Eukaryota, Metazoa, Arthropoda, Insecta, Diptera, Culicidae.